Heteronotia binoei (common prickly gecko) is the source of this 3551-nucleotide messenger RNA. RefSeq names its product plakophilin 2 (gene PKP2). NCBI's taxonomy places the organism in Eukaryota, Metazoa, Chordata, Lepidosauria, Squamata, Gekkonidae. The transcript has 13 exons. Gene Ontology annotation, biological process: cell-cell junction assembly; heart development; cell-cell adhesion. Gene Ontology annotation, cellular component: adherens junction; cytoplasm; nucleus. Gene Ontology annotation, molecular function: molecular adaptor activity; alpha-catenin binding; intermediate filament binding. The record is from RefSeq and is a predicted model, not a curated record. The coding region runs from base 41 to 2515 and encodes 824 amino acids.
UGCGCACCAGGCGGCCGCUUCGCUCGCUCUUCGGCCCGCCAUGGCAGCCGCCACGCUGGGCGCCUCGGAAGGCGGCUACAUCCGCACCGUGCUGGGCCAGCAGAUCCUGGGCGAGCUGGACAGCUCCAGCCUGGCUUUGCCCUCCACGCUGACGGGCGGGCGGGCGGAGGCGCUGAAGUCGCUCCGCAUCCAGCGACAGGUCCAGCAGACCCUCGCCCGCAAGAGCAGGAGCUCAGUGGCCAACGGGAGCCUGCACCGUACCGCUAGUGUUCCAGAAUAUGUGUACAAUCUAGAUACAGUUGAAACGGACUUUGUUUCGCGACCUGCUGUGAGAACUUCAUAUUAUCAGUCUCAUCAGAAAAGCUCCCCAGUUACUUACGAGAAUGGCUGGGGUCCUCGAAGCAUGCAGUAUAGUUCAUACAAGUCCAUAGAAGAGAGGUCUCAGAGACAGCCCCUGAAGAGAUUAGAGGUUUCUCCUGAUGUUCCCAACAAAUUGGCUUAUCUGCAGGAUGGCCUUCAAUACCACAGAGUUCUAAGUCUAAGGCCUGGAGAAAGCAGACGACCUGGUAUUGUACCACCAAGAUAUGCUCGCUCUGAGGCUGGUGGUUAUGGUAGCUACAGCCUUUUAAAUAGAGGAAAUGCCAUGCAAAGGCAUUUCUAUAUGGGGCCUGUCAAUGACACGGUGGUUGACAGCGUCCCUACCAGCCCAGGAGCGCCAGGGUAUCAACAGAUCAGGAGCAGUCGAAGCAUGACCAACCUUUUGGAUAGAGAGAAUUACCAGAAUUCUGAUGCUGCUGUGGGACAAGUCAGGUCACCCUUGGCUUCCCAAAUGGGAUCUCAAUACAGACAGUCAAUGAGGUCAAGCUGGCAUCAGAGUACUUUUCAGACACAAAAUACAAGGGAGGCCUCUCAACCAGCUUCCGUCACCACCAGUGCUACUGCUGAGACAGGAGGGAAGAGGAUGGCAAUAACAGCAGCUAUGGCAGCUGCAGGAGGAAGUGGUCUCCUAGAGCAAGAAAGAGUAGCCACCAGCAGGUCUCAACUAGGGAGUCCAGAAGAGGAGAUGACUCUGGAGAGGGCUGUACAUAUACUGAAAACUGAACAGGCCUCGUCCCCUCGAGUCCUCGCAGCUAUCAUUUUUAUACAGCACGAGAGCUUCCAGAGAGCAGAGGCCAGGAGGAAAGUCUAUUUGCUGCAAGGUAUUCCCAAACUCCUUGAAGUUCUGAGUGUGCAAAAUGUGGAAGUUCAAAGGGCAGCCUGUGGUGCUUUGAGGAAUCUGGUAUAUGAAGACAAUGACAACAAAUUGGAAGUGUCAGAGCAGAAAGGGAUCUCAAUCCUACUGAGGUUAUUGCGGCAAACAGGAGAUGUGGAGACUAAAAAGCAAAUUACAGGUUUGUUAUGGAACCUGUCCUCCAAUGACCAGCUGAAGAACUUGUUGAUCCAAGAGGCCCUACAGCCUUUGACCGAAAUUGUUCUCAUCCCUCACUCAGGCUGGCCGGAAAGAGACUAUCCCAAAUCAAGCAUUGUGCCUGACCCUGACAUUUUCUACAAUGCCACAGGAUGCCUGAGAAACAUGAGCUCCGCUGGCCCUGAAGGAAGAAAAAAGAUGAGAGAAUGUAAUGGACUGAUUGACUCGUUGGUGUAUUACAUACAAGGAACAACUGCAGACCAUCAACCUGAUGACAAGGCCACAGAGAAUUGUGUGUGCAUUCUUCAUAACCUCUCCUACCAACUAGAGUCUGAGCUUCCAAGUAGCUAUACCCAGAAUAUUUAUACACAGAGAAGAAGAGACGUUUCCCCCAACAACGGUAGCAUUGGAUGUUUUGGAUCAAGGAGCAGAAAAGCAAAGCAGAACCAGCAAGACCUGCCAUUGCCAGAGGAAAAGAGCAAUCCCCACGGCAUUGAAAAACUCUGGCACUCCACACUGAUAAGGAUAUACUUGUCUUUAAUAGCAAAAAGCUCAAGGAACUUUACCUGGGAAGCAUCACUGGGAGCGCUCCAGAACCUCACCGCAGGCAAUGGACCAAUGCCGUUUGCGGUAGCUCAAAUCAUUGUCCAGAAGGCUAAUGGCCUCCCAAGUAUUCGGAACAUGCUUCACGUAAGCAAUCCAAGCGUCCGGAAAACAGCAGUCUCCCUGAUCAGGAAUUUGUCUCGUAAUGCCUCAUUACGGAAUGAGAUAGCCAGGGAAGUCUUGUCCGAUUUGGUCGCCAUACUUCCAGAUUUUGUCUCACAUUCUGACAUUGCCAAUGAAACCACAGCUUCCACGUGUUAUGCUUUAUACAACCUAACUCAGAGCAGCUCCCAGAAUGCUCGCCUUCUUCUGAACACUGAUGGCAUCUCAAAGGCUAUGAACAUCAGCACAAGUGAGAGCAAAGCUGGCAGAGCUGCUUCCAUCCUCUUAUACUCAUUAUGGUCUCAUGUUGAUCUCCACAAUGCCUACAAGAAGGCUGGUUUUAAAAAGACUGAUUUUGUCAAUAACCGGACAUUGAGAGCCUACAAUUCACUCAAAGACUGAAACAGAGACAACGAAAGCCAAGGAGACUGAUUGAUGAGACCAUUUGGAAACUUGGGCAACUAUCUCCUAUGUAUCUACUCACCAGCAAGAAUUCCAGAGCGCCUUCCAGAAGGGGAGCUGAUGAUGAGAAGAAAGUGUGUCCCCUCCAAUGUUAUCUGCCUUAUACGAUGGCUUCGUAGCCAGUUUCAACUCAGGACUCCUUUUGUAAAUCCUAGUUGCAACCUAGUCAACAUUUUUAGUACAAAACCUGAUUCUGAUACCAGUCGCCCAAGCCCAGAGAGUGAUGCCUAUCAAUAGAUUAGUUUUGAUAUGCUACUUUAUAACAAGCCAAUAACCAAAGACAAUUGGAUGAGGGAAUAUCUGAUGCGUCUUUUUUUGCUUGUGGGGGUGGGGGAGUUGCUACAUUUUUUACUAAUCAUUGCUUUAUACAAAACUGCUUCUGGUUUAGCAGGCAUCUAUGCAACUUAGGGUUGCCAGCUCCAGUUUUGGAAAUACCUGGAGAUUUGAGGGGAGAGCCUGGGAGAGAGUGGGGUCAAGGGAGGGAGGCGCCUCAGUAUGGUUUAAUGCCAUGCAGUCCACCUUCCAAAACAGCCAUUUUCUCCAGGAAAAGUGGAAUAAAUGUUUUGAUUGAUUGAUUGAUGAUUUAUGUGGUCUGGAGAUCAGCUGUAAUUCCAGGAGAUCUCCAGCCCCCACCCAGUCGUUGGUAACCCUAACAGCUUGUUGAAAGUGCAAGCUCAUAGACUGUUUUUGAAACAUGAAAAUAUAUUGGGUGUAAGUUUCUGUUGUACUGCUGCAACGGUUAUUGAAUUCAUGCAUGUGUGUUUACCAAAACUUUAUGGGGUUUUUUAAAAGAAUGUGGAAUUGAAAUAAGGUAUUGAAGGAGCUGUUUUUUAAAAAAAAAUGCAUAUAAAUUUGAGAUUGCCUUUCUGUAUUCCUUGUAGACAUCCAUACUUGACUUCUCCAGGUCAUGAUUCUUUCUAGCUUGAAGACACAACCGGUGCAAAACUGCUAUAUUAAAAUUUUUAACUUACCAUUA